AUGGAACAGCAUGUGGUCCUUCAUUCCCACAAGGUCCUGGAAGAGAACUCGGCACAACUGGAAUCGCUGCGAGUAGAAGAUUGUUCGGCAUCCCGACCUGAAGACAAGGAAGGGAUCCUCAAGAAGAUUGGCUCAGCAUCAGAGAUAGAGGAGUUCAACCGAAGGCUUCAACAACUCUUACUGGGAUCGGAAGGGCUUUUCGCUGGCUGGAAAGAUGCUCAGGCACUCCUCCUUGAUGUAGGUGCCAUAGCAGCGCGGGCCAAGACCUCGUUCAAUGCCAGUCAGUCUGCAAUCUUCGAAGAAGAUCUGGUAGAAAUAUGA
This is a messenger RNA of Symbiodinium sp. CCMP2456, 321 nucleotides long. NCBI's taxonomy places the organism in Eukaryota, Dinophyceae, Suessiales, Symbiodiniaceae. The record is from the annotation of a GenBank genome assembly.